AUGCAAAGCAACUUCGAUCGAAGACGUAUCAAUGGACCCGAAGAAAGCUUCCCUCCAGUCUAUGACCACGAAGAGGAGGCCGAGUCUUCAUGGAAGCCCGGCCAGUCGCGUCAAGGGCGGGCAGCAGGAGAUAUUCGACCUAUAUUCUUGAAGGCAGGACUUAUCAGUCAGGCAAAUGGGUCUGCAUACAUUGAGACGGAACACACGAAGAUCGCUUGCGCAGUUUAUGGACCUCGACAAUCCAAGACUACUGUGUACAAUGAGAAUGGACGAUUGAACGUUGAGGUCAAAUUCGCACCCUUCUCUUGUACUCGUAGAAGAGCGCCAAUACGCGAUGCAGAAGAUAGAUCACUGGCAGUCCAAAUACAGCAGGCACUGCUGCCCGCUGUUAGAUUGGAGCUUCUUCCAAAGUCUACAAUAGACAUCUUUCUCACCGUCAUCGAGAAUGACGGUAUCGAAGGGUGCAUUGCAUCCGGCUCGGUCGCUGCGAGCGCUGCGUUGGCGGACGCUGGCAUAGAGAUGCUCGGCCUAGUCAUGGCUUGCUCUGCAUCGACCGUUGGGGAAGAGAUAUGGUUAGAUCCUACAGCGCAGGAGGCUCAAAAUGCCUCUGGCAGUCUCAUUGUUGCUGGGAUGCCUGCCCUCGGCACUCUUACGAAUGUUUGGCAAUCGGGACGACUGGCGCCUAUACGAGUCUUGCAGGUCAGCUCCGUGCACGCUACAGACGAUCGUAUACUACGAGCUCAUAUAAACCAUUCCCAGGGUAUGGAAGCUUGUCAAGAACGGUUCGUAGACAUCCACACGAUAGUCGCACAGGCAUUACUCGACAACGCACAUAAUACAUGA
Molecule: messenger RNA, 843 nt
Organism: Rhodofomes roseus
Lineage: Eukaryota; Fungi; Basidiomycota; Agaricomycetes; Polyporales; Fomitopsidaceae
Product: mRNA transport regulator 3
Exons: 5
Coding region: 1-843 (280 amino acids)
Biological process (GO): poly(A)-dependent snoRNA 3'-end processing; U4 snRNA 3'-end processing; rRNA catabolic process
Cellular component (GO): cytoplasmic exosome (RNase complex); nucleolus; nuclear exosome (RNase complex)
Source: RefSeq, a predicted model, not a curated record